Messenger RNA from Aspergillus pseudonomiae, 2170 nucleotides. It is a transcript of the gene pkaC, whose product is annotated as cAMP-dependent protein kinase catalytic subunit pkaC. The record is from RefSeq and is a predicted model, not a curated record. Bases 285 to 1679 code for a protein of 464 amino acids. Gene Ontology annotation, cellular component: nucleus; cAMP-dependent protein kinase complex. The transcript is spliced from 4 exons. Gene Ontology annotation, biological process: peptidyl-serine phosphorylation. NCBI's taxonomy places the organism in Eukaryota, Fungi, Ascomycota, Eurotiomycetes, Eurotiales, Aspergillaceae. Gene Ontology annotation, molecular function: ATP binding; cAMP-dependent protein kinase activity.
GUAACGUUUCGUUGCUGGCGGCCUUUCCCCUCCUCCGCAAGGACACCCAAAAACAAAAAUUCAAAAAAAAAAAAGAAGGGAAGGUCGAAAGAGGGGUUGAGCUUGUCUUUUGAACCCUCUUUUUCUUUUUCCCCAUUCCGCCUGAAUCUCACCAAACACCCCAUCUGAAUUUUGGGGGUUUCAUUUUGAUUUUGUUUUUUUGCCUUGAACCCUUUUACCCCAAUUUUUUUUUCUUCUUUAUUUUAUAUUUUUCUUUUUCUUUUUCUUUUCUUUUUUAGUUCUCCAUGCCGAGCUUAGGAGGCUUAUUGAAGAAACGGCGGACCAAGGAUUCGCAGACCCUCAGCAAAGAGCUUGAAGCCGGUUCGUCACCCACCGCGGCCCAGACGCAGACGUCACCAAACCAGCAUCACCACAGCCACCAAUCCCAUCCUUCUACUACUGCCACUUCCCCCGACGCUGCUUAUACCUCUGCGCAACCUCACCAAUCGUCCCACGACCAUCACAAUCGCUCUUCAGGCACUAAUCGAAGCCACCCCGAGGGUCAACCAUCCUCCAUGCAAUCCGCCGUGACGCAAUCGCCCUCGGCCCACCAUCACCAUGGCCACCACCACACCAACUCUCAUAAUGUCGCCAGUAUACAGAACAUAAUUCAUUCCUCCCACCAGAGCAGCCAGUCAGUCGGUGGCAGUUCGCAACAAUCACAAAACCGAACCACCAAGGGCAAGUACUCUCUCGAAGAUUUCAGCCUCCAGCGCACGUUGGGCACCGGGAGCUUUGGUCGAGUCCAUCUCGUGCAGUCAAAGCACAACCACCGCUUCUAUGCCAUCAAAGUCUUGAAGAAGGCCCAGGUGGUUAAGAUGAAGCAGAUUGAGCAUACUAAUGACGAACGACGAAUGCUCAAUCGCGUCAGGCAUCCGUUCUUGAUCACCCUGUGGGGCACAUGGCAGGAUUCGCGAAAUCUGUACAUGGUCAUGGAUUUUGUGGAGGGAGGUGAACUCUUCAGUCUGCUUCGCAAGUCUCAGCGAUUCCCUAACCCCGUGGCCAAGUUCUACGCCGCGGAAGUCACGCUGGCGCUGGAAUAUCUGCACACCCACCAGAUCAUCUAUCGAGAUCUGAAGCCGGAGAAUUUACUCCUCGACCGGCAUGGCCACCUGAAGAUCACCGACUUUGGUUUUGCAAAGGAGGUGCCUGACAUCACCUGGACCCUGUGUGGCACACCCGAUUAUUUGGCUCCCGAGGUUGUUUCAUCCAAGGGUUACAACAAGUCGGUGGACUGGUGGUCCCUUGGAAUCCUGAUCUUCGAAAUGCUGUGUGGCUUCACACCCUUCUGGGACAGCGGAUCGCCGGUCAAGAUCUAUGAGAACAUUCUCCGGGGUCGGGUAAAAUACCCACCGUACCUACACCCAGAUGCUGUGGAUCUACUGUCCCAGCUGAUCACAGCAGACCUAACCAAGCGGCUGGGUAACUUGCAUGGUGGUCCGGAAGACGUCAAGAAUCAUCCGUGGUUCGCCGAGGUCACCUGGGACCGACUGGCCAGGAAAGACAUCGAUGCUCCCUAUGUACCACCGAUCCGGGGAGGACAAGGUGAUGCAAGCCAGUAUGACCGCUAUCCAGAAGAACAGGAAGCCUACGGUCAAGGCGGUGAAGACCCUCACGGCCAUUUGUUCCCCGACUUCUAACUUUUCUACGAGUCAUGAUGAAAUGAUCAUUUCACCAUAGCUGUCUAGAGUAAAGGCAAUGGACUACCUCGAUGUAAAGACGCGGGGGUGACGCCUUAUCUUAUAGCCCUAUUGACUAGGCCACAGAAAUAGCAGCCGUGAAAAAGACAACCAUGCUAUUACUUUUACACAUUGUCUUCUCGAUCGGUUCGAUUGUCUGGAUGAUCGCUGGCCGACUUGGCCUUUGGAUUUCUCUGUUUCAUCGUUUUUUUGGAGCAUCUACCUUUGUAUAUCGGGCGCGGGCUUCUCGCGCUGUCGCAUUCCACGUACCUCGGCCUCCAUUGAUAUGGAUCGCUUUCACGAGCAUCGAGGCAACUAAAUCUCCAGUACUUGUGUUUGGUUUUGAACAAGGAUCAGGUGCUUUCGGGGUUGGUUCUACUCCGGGGUCUUCCGCCGAGUCGAUCGCGUGCAUCGACUGGACUGUUUGGUUUCUCGCGUCAUGGUUUGAUAAU